CAAAGUCCGGUACUCCGGCCCUAUAAAAUCGCAACGAUUUUUUUCAUCUCUCUCCACACCAGUUCAAACCGUUCAUUUCACCAUUUUAUUUUCCCACAAUUUUCCCCAGAAAAGAAAAUUAAUAAAGCAAAACAGAUGGCUCCGAUCUUAGCGGCACGGCGGAGGGAAGGAGGGGCGGGGGCGGAGGAGGAGCUGCGGAAGAGGUACGAGGAGAUGGAGAAGGAGCUGAGGAGCAGCCGGGAGAGGGAGGAGAAGAUGAGGAGGGAGCUGGAGAGGACGUGGGAGCGGCUGAGGGUGGCGGAGGAGGCGGAGGAGCGGCUGAGCUCUCAGCUCGGGGAGCUGGAGGCGGAGGCGGUGGACGACGCUCGGGCUUACCGGGCUCACAUUACGGCGUUGAUGAAUCAGCUAACGGCGGCCACCAAUCUCAUCCCCGCCGUUUCUUCUUCCGUUAUUAUUAGUAGUAAUAAUUAAUAAUAACUGCGGCGAUUCGUUGUAGCUAACUGUAAUAAUUUGUGAUCGCAAGCAGCUUUUUUUGUUCUCUUCUAAUAAUUUGUACAACCUAUUUGUUUAAUUACUAGUGUAUAAAUAUAUAUAUGCUGUGUUUUGUGAGUGGAUGUUUGAUGAAAUCUAUAUUUUUAGCUUUAAUAUAUAUAUUCAUCCAAUUUUAUUAUAUUCCAAUAAACUUUCCAUGAUUAU
Molecule: messenger RNA, 696 nt
Organism: Cuscuta campestris
Lineage: Eukaryota; Viridiplantae; Streptophyta; Magnoliopsida; Solanales; Convolvulaceae
Source: the annotation of a GenBank genome assembly